AGCUGAUGUUACGAAAUGCAGUAAUGAAAUGCUGUGGCUUCCUGUAUUCUAAAGUACCAGUUUCUGUGUUGUCUUCUUCAGAAAGCAGAACUCACAGAGGUUAACACAAAACAUUUCUAAAUAUUUCCCUGAUGUCACUGGGUUUACAAAUCGUGUCACAUGAUAUACACAAAUGAAGAAGAAAAAAUAACAGUAGCAAGUAAAUCUUUUACGGGAUUAACUGUUUAAUGUGAAAAAAAACUUUUAGGUAGAUCUAUCGCAGCUGAAGAACAAAGGUUUAAACCUCUAUGCCAAACAUGCCAUCUGUGAAGCGUCUGUGCCUUCUUCUAACCUUUUCCUUUUGCUCUUCUACAAAUACCAGUACAGAAGACGUUACAGUGUUUAGUGGAGAUGCUGCCUUUCUACCGUGUCCUUUACAGUUCAGUUACAGUGAGAAAGUCAGUGUAAAGUGGCUAAAAGAUGAAAACAAUGGAAACAAUUCAAAUGUAUGUGAAGGCAAUAUUCAAAGUAAUACAAUUUCUGAUCCCCCUAACUGCAAACCUCGGUUUAAACUAAAUAGAGAACCUUUAGGGCUGAAUAUAACAGGUAUUGUAAGCAGUGAUGCUGGUGUUUAUAACUGUGUGGUGACCAGAUUAAUACCACCACCAGCAGAAGAAAUAUCUUUACCUCUGAGGCUUAAAGUGUUCUCCUCUGCUGCAGUUCUACCAUCUCCUACCCUGCAGCUGAUAAGCAACACUAAUUCCUCCUGUGUGGAGCUGAUCUGCUCUCUGGAAGGUUUGAGUCCACAGCAGGUGAACUUCACAUGGACCAGAGCAACUCAACUUAUUCACCAUCUCGGGACCAGCAGUAUGAACAGCACUCUGACGCUCUGUAAGCCAAACUGGACAGAAGGAGAAACUCUCACGUGUCAAGCCAGUUAUUCACACAACCGGACACUCAGCAAGAACAUCACGCUGAAACAACACUCAGCAUCUCCAUCAGUUUCUGUGGCAUGUAUUAGAGGGUCUGAUGGAGCUCCCACAAUGCUGUGCGCUGCUGAGGGCUUUUACCCUGCUGAUCUGAAGCAGUCCUGGCUUACAGAUGGAGAAUAUAUCAGUUACCUGAACACUUCACUUACACCAACAUAUGACGAAAAUCUGACCUCUUUUCAUGCCAGCAGGAACUACAGCAAAAACAGAGACGGGUCUUACGACGUCACAUCGUAUCUUCACCCGUCUCGAACCAUCACAGUGUACUACUGCUGGGUUAAUCACUCAGGCCUGAGCAAACCCAUUCUGGUUAACAUUUCCUCUGCUCAGUGCACUGAAAGAAAAGAGGCAUUUACAGAUAUGUUUACAGGUUUAUUUGUGCGUUACAUGGUUGUCGGGAUUCUCUUUGGCUUAUUGGUAGUCACUGCUUUGUUCAUCGAAGUUUAUUAUCAACAUUUAACAACUUCUGCACGCCAUCUCUGGUCUACGGCUGAUGCCAAUGCUACAUCUGAACCUGUCUCAAACCAUCAGGUCUAUCAACAUGAGCUAAAGCAAACCUAUCCACUAUAAAAAAUAUGGUUAUGAUUAUGUAAGCGUAAUUAGUACCAUGUAUGAACUCAGGUCAUUACUCCUUCCUGACAGCAGAGGUGACAAAAUAUUAUGCAAACGUUUUCAAAUCACAGUAUACAGCAAACUUUUGCCCUAACUUAUAAUUGUGUAAAUUAUAAAGCUUGUAUUUAAUUCUGCCCAUUGUUUGGCUAAAAGUUGGUUGGGGAUUUGCGAAAGAAGAAAAAUGUACUGUAAUGUAAAAAACAAAACAAA
Clarias gariepinus (North African catfish) is the source of this 1790-nucleotide messenger RNA. RefSeq names its product tyrosine-protein phosphatase non-receptor type substrate 1-like. NCBI's taxonomy places the organism in Eukaryota, Metazoa, Chordata, Actinopteri, Siluriformes, Clariidae. Bases 288 to 1538 code for a protein of 416 amino acids. The record is from RefSeq and is a predicted model, not a curated record. The transcript has 7 exons.